CCUCGCCCCGUUCCCACUGCGCAUGCGCGUCUCUCCAGCGGAAAUUUAAAGUUGUUUUGAUUCUGCAUUAUUGUAGUGCAGAAUUUGAGUUAUAGGUUACAGUUUUUAUUAUUCGUGUCCUAAAUUUGUGCACCCUUGUGGGUACACGUUUAGAAAGGGUCCCACGUGCGUGUUUAUACAGCGCAUGCUCAUGCCCGUCUUGGAGUUAACCGGAAGUCCGAAAUAUUAUUCAUUUCUUGUUACACAUCUCGUUCAGUCAACACAGUCAGCUUCUUCAGCAUUUUUCUUGUACACAAAGCAGCGAAAAGUCGACUGUAACGAAUUCGUCUUCGCAACCUAAUUAAAUAAUGCCAGGCUUUGAGCUGGAGCAGGUGGACGGUGGCAGUCCUAUAGAGCUGCCCUAUGGAGGAACUGCCCUGGGGAGAGGACCAUUUCUAGGGGUGAAUGAUAAGAGAGUGUCCAGAAACCACGGCAUCCUUGAGAACCUGAAUGGCCAGCUGCGUCUGAAGCCUACACACCUGAACCCAUGUUUUAUUCAGACGAACAUUGUGGCUGCGCCUCAGCCGCUGGAGAAGGACCAGUGGCAUUGCCUAAAGGAGGGCGACAUCUUCUCUCUCAUGCCUGGGAAAUACAUUUACAGAGUGCAUGUCAAAGAAGAGGAUCAAACCCUGAGAAACAGUCAGGCGUUUGAGGAGGAGAUGGAGGUGGAGAAGUGUUCGAGUGGACCAGCAGCACCCUCUCUAGACUCGGCCACACUUGAAGCCAGCAGCUGCAGGCUCACGACUCCGAGCGCCACACUCACAGAAGAUAAAGGAACGAGUCAUCCUUCACACACUCUUUCCUCUCUAAAUGAGGCAUCCACAAAGAGCCAACAGAACGAGUCUGAUGUGCCACAGAAGAAGCGGAUCUUGCCGGCCUGGAUGAUGACUUCAGCCAAAGCAGGUGAGAGCUCAGCGGUGAAGGCGACACCUGCAAAAUCCAAACGAGUAGCUACACCCAAGAGGGCAGCUGGACCUAAACGAGCUCGAGCCACACGGGUGUCAUCUCAGGAAGAGGAGGUGGAGGAAGAGCUGCCCAAAAGGAAAGCAAAGAGACUGAAGAGUGACUCUGAAGAUGAGUCUGCACCUCAGGAGGAUGCAACCGCUCCCAAGAGCAGCAGAGUCGGAUCAGUCCUGGAUGGAGAGAACAGCACCGGUGUGAUGGAGAGUGAUGAUGGGGAGAGAAGGGGAGCUGGCAGGGGAGCUGAGGUCAGACCAGGAGCUCAAGCUGAAGACUCAAAGACACAAGCAGAAGAUCCCAGUGAUUCUCAGAUCAGCCAGGGACGCCCGCAGAGGUCAACGGUCACGGAGCGACGGACACGGUGUCCUUACGGCAGCUCCUGCUACAGGAAAAAUCCGGUCCACUUUCAGGAGUGCAGUCACCCUGGAGACAGCGACUGUGAGGAAGAGGAGGCAGAGGAUGCUGACGAUGACAGGCCUGAGUGUCCGUAUGGUACCCACUGCUACAGGAAGAAUCUGCUUCACAAGAAAGAUUACAAACACACUAAAUCACCACCCAAGACCGCUGCUGCUGAUGAUGAGGGUGAAGAUGAAGAUCACUACGAAAACAGUUUUAUUAAUGAUGAGAGUGAGGAGGAGGUGGAUGAAGACUCAGACUAUCUGCCCGAAUCAGACAACAGUGGCAAAGAGGACGUUAAACGUCUGCAGAAAGAAGCAAAAGCGUUCCUCAGGAGGAAGAAGUGACUUUUGUUUAGGGUAUUUUCCAUGAAAACAGCUUCUACACUAAUCUCACAACAACUAUCAAACAUCUCAUACUUUCCAAGGAGGCAUUUUAUAAGUGUUAGAUGAUUUUUAUGACCUUUUACCUUCACUUUUUAAGAAAUAGUUAA
This is a messenger RNA of Sinocyclocheilus rhinocerous, 1888 nucleotides long. It is a transcript of the gene aplf, whose product is annotated as aprataxin and PNKP like factor. NCBI's taxonomy places the organism in Eukaryota, Metazoa, Chordata, Actinopteri, Cypriniformes, Cyprinidae. Gene Ontology annotation, biological process: double-strand break repair. Gene Ontology annotation, molecular function: 3'-5' exonuclease activity; DNA-(apurinic or apyrimidinic site) endonuclease activity; protein binding. The coding region runs from base 348 to 1742 and encodes 464 amino acids. The transcript has 11 exons. Gene Ontology annotation, cellular component: site of double-strand break; nucleus. The record is from RefSeq and is a predicted model, not a curated record.